Molecule: messenger RNA, 1573 nt
Organism: Aspergillus sclerotioniger CBS 115572
Lineage: Eukaryota; Fungi; Ascomycota; Eurotiomycetes; Eurotiales; Aspergillaceae
Product: MFS general substrate transporter
Exons: 4
Coding region: 86-1573 (495 amino acids)
Biological process (GO): transmembrane transport
Molecular function (GO): transmembrane transporter activity
Source: RefSeq, a predicted model, not a curated record
CUUCCACCUUGGAGAAAGGGUAACCAGAAGUGAAGCUCUACAAAAUCAGGUGGCACCAUAGGUUUUGUCUAUUCACCAGCGAGACAUGGCUGAACGAGUCGAAUGCACUGUUCCAUCGACCGCUCUGCCCAUUAUCUCGCGCGAUUUGAAAGCAGGAGAGUCCUAUGUCUGGUUUGUGAAUGCGCUCUUUUUAUCAAGCACCGCCGUCCAGCCUCUCUAUGGACAAUUGGCCGACGUCUUCGGUCGGCGCUGGCCCUUGAUCUCUGCCGUUGUUUUCUUUGCUCUAGGUAGUGGAAUCAGCGGCGGUGCCAGUUCGACCGCGAUGCUGAUUGCCGGGCGCACAAUUCAAGGCGUGGGCCUCGGAGGCGUCAACAUGCUCAUCGACGUGGUCGUCUGUGAUCUCGUUCCCUUGCGAGAACGAGGCCAAGUGACCGCGCUAAUCUUCAUCGUGUUCAGCCACGUCACUUGGCGGUGGUCGUUUUACAUCGGCCUUCCAAUCUCCGGGCUCACGAUCGUGUUCAUGGUCCUCUUUCUCCGGGUCGAAUACCCGAAACACACCACCUUCGCGGAGAAAUUGAAGCGCAUCGACUGGCUAGGCAACACCGUGCUGGUUGCCUCGGUGGUAGCGGUUCUCAUCGCGCUCAGCUUCGGCGGCACCUCGUACAACUGGUCAAGCUGGCAUGUCCUCGUGCCGUUGGUGGUGGGAUUCGUCGGCCUGAUCGCCUUCGCCCUGGUGCAGGUGACGCCCCAGCUCUGUCCGGAGCCGACCAUGCCCCCUCGCCUCUUCGCAAACCGCAUUUCGGUGGCGGCGUUCGUCAUCAGCUUUCUGCAUGGGAUGCUCAUGUACUGGCAGCUGUACUUCCUACCGGUGUACUUCCAAGGGGUCCAGCUGAGCACGUCCACCCGGUCCGGGGUGCAAGUGUUGCCUACCGUGAUCGCCUGCGUCCCCGCCGCCAUCGUCGCCGGCGGCCUCGUCACCAAGACCAGUCGAUACAAGCCCGUGCAGAUCAGCGGAUUUACCCUGAUAGCCCUCAGCAUGGGCCUCUUCAGCCUCCUCGACCGGACCUCCAGCACCGGGGCCUGGGUGGGCUUCCAACUGCUGGCAGCCAUCGGCUCGGGUUUCAUCGUCACGUCAACCCUGCCGGCUGCCCAGGCUGUGUUGGCUGAGGCUGACGUCGCCGCCUUGACCGCAACCUGGGCCUUUUGCCGGGCGUUCGGCGCCGUCUGGGGCGUCUCCAUUCCGGCUGCCAUCUUCAACAAUCAGUUUGCCGCGCGGCUCCGCGCGCAAAAUUAUUCGACACUCACAUCGCUGCUGCAAAACACUGGCAAUGCGUAUCAAGAAGCGUCUCGGGAAUUUGUCAUGCAGUUUCCGGCCGCGGUCCAACCAAUAAUUAUUGAUGCGUACACUGUGGCGUUGCAGCGAGUCUGGCAGAUUUCCGUCGUGUUUGCUGGGUUGGGGUUCUUGAUUGCAUGGCUGGAAAAGGAGGUGGAAUUGCGGACGACGCUGGAGACGGAAUACGGACAGGAAAAGAAAGAGUCAUUGCCGGAGGUAGAGGUUGUCAUGCCCAAGUGA